Molecule: messenger RNA, 4923 nt
Organism: Nothobranchius furzeri (turquoise killifish)
Lineage: Eukaryota; Metazoa; Chordata; Actinopteri; Cyprinodontiformes; Nothobranchiidae
Product: adapter molecule crk
Biological process (GO): signal transduction; cell migration
Molecular function (GO): receptor tyrosine kinase binding; signaling adaptor activity
Source: RefSeq, a predicted model, not a curated record
UAGCGAGUCGUCGGAAUUCAGCUAAACCGCGGUCUGUGUCGCAGUGCACGGCAUGAAGACUUAUCGCUGACCGUGUAAACCAAUGUCUGUCGAAUAUCCAACGUCCAACUUCAAGCUAACUUCACCGCGGUGUUUAUCUGGAUGUUAUUCCGUUUUCCCUCUUCCUUUUUGCGUGUUUCCAUGUUUUUUAGGGGGCGUGAACGCUUCCAAAUGACUGGGCAUCCCUUCCGGUAGAUUAGGUCAAAUUUUCCCGAGAUCCGCCAUGUCAGUUCCUGGAGAGUCUAGCUGCACAUCAAGUUUGGAGUAGUUUUGUGGUUAUUAAGUUCUAACCAGCACGUAAUUGAAACUUUACUUUGAGUGUGUGUGGAAGAAAUCCAGCUAGCUUAAACUUUAGUCGUUGGAAGGAAGUUGCUGUUGCGUUUACUUUCAGCGGGAGAGUUCGUAAAACAAAGUUUUUGUAUGAGUUGCGGAUAAGGGAGAGGCGGCGGUGGGGGAGAAAGGCCUCGAAACUUGAGACGGUAUUUCACAACCAUGGCCGGUAAUUUUGACGCCGAAGACCGAGUCAGCUGGUACUGGGGGCAACUGAGCCGCCAGGAAACGGUCUCCCUCCUCCAGGGCCAGAGACACGGAGUGUUCCUGGUGAGGGACUCGACCACCUGCCCGGGAGACUUCGUGCUGUCGGUGUCGGAGAACUCCAAAGUGUCCCACUACAUUAUUAACAGCAUCAGUAACAGCCGACAGUCCGGAUCAGGUUUGGUUCCUCCCCGGUUUCGGAUCGGGGAUCAGGAGUUUGAGGCCCUGCCGGCUUUGCUGGAGUUCUAUAAGAUCCACUAUUUGGACACCACUACACUCAUAGAGCCUUUAAGCAGGCCCAGAAACACAGGGUUCAAUGGAUCCUUCUCAGCUGGUGCUCCACAGCAGCCGGAGGAGGCAGAGUACGUCCGGGCCAUUUUUGACUUCCUCGGCAAUGAUGAUGAGGACCUCCCCUUCCGCAUAGGAGACAUCCUGCGUGUGCUGGAGAAGCCUGAGGAGCAGUGGUGGAACGCCGCUAACCAGGAGGGCCGAGUCGGGAUGAUCCCUGUUCCUUAUGUGGAGAAGUACCGACCUGCAUCACCCCCCGCUGCUGCUCUAGGUUCUGCGGUGGGGACAGCACAGGGGGGGGCAGUGCCUGGCAGCCCAGCUGGGACCCCUCUGGUCAACCCUCCGGGGGACCCUGGUCCAUAUGCUCAGCCUGUGGUCAAUAAUCAGCUCCCCAACCUGCAGAAUGGACCGGUGUAUGCACGGGCCAUUCAGAAGAGGGUUCCAAAUGCCUACGACAAAACGGCACUGGCUCUGGAGGUCGGCGACAUGGUGAAAGUGACUAAGAUCAACAUGAGUGGCCAGUGGGAGGGCGAAUGCAAAGGGAAACGAGGCCACUUCCCCUUCACCCACGUCCGACUGCUGGAGCAGCUGGACGACGAGAGCUGAGGACGCCCCAUCUCCUCGAGCCUCGCUGAGUUGUUCCUGUUACGUCAUUCCUAACAGCAGACAGGCGACGACCGACACACCUGUCUGCUGUUACUCGUAAUAAGUUUCUAUCAGAUCCUGUAGUCUCUGUUUUAAGAAGCCUCACCAACACAUUUAACGUCGGCUGCAAACGGUCUGAAACACGAGAUGAAUUAUUUUUAUUCCAGCAGUUGGGAGCAUUUUUGGAUUUGAUAUUUAUUGAUUUUAUGCACAUAAUUGCCGAUCUUUCCAGGUUAGCUCUGAGGAUAAAUGCAGGAGUUAUUUACUCUAUUGAAGAAAAAUGAAUACUUUUACUGUAAAUUAAGUUUGUUCAAAAAGACACGAGAAGAAAAAGUUUGUGUUUUGUUGCCCGAUUUUUUUUUAAGUGGGCAAAAACGUCUCAAGUCAUCAGUAAAAUGUUGGAUUUCUGCCUUGUUCUGGUGCAGGUUGUAGCAACCACUGGAUGUUCUAAUACCAAACCACAGACGUGUGCACGGGAUCAACGCUUUUAGGAUUUUCUUCCAUUUUCACACGUGGAAGCCUCAAAAAUGACCAAGUUUGUAAAAAAAAAAAAAAGAUCAACCUGUGAAACUAAUGUCAUUAAUCUUCACCAUUCCACAGAAUGAUGUUUUUUUCUACUAUUUAUAGUUUUCAUUAACUACGGACUAUUUUAAAUGCCAAAAAUGCAAACGGGCAAACAAUUGUGUAUUUUCUAGUUAUUGUGGGGGUAUCCUUUAAUUGUGGCAUAAUUGUUAUCAGCAGGACACGCUAAACUGAAGAAAAUGUUGUUUUUUGGUCAUGUGCUGCAAUUUUAAUUCAUGUUUUCCUUUUUUGUUCCAAUGCCUAAAACUGAGUUUUAAGAACAGCAUUGAAUCAUGUGAGAACAGUGAUGUCAUCUACAGUACAAACAUGAUUCUGAUCAAUAAUUAUUUAUAUAAAAUAUUCAGCAUCAACUCUUCCUGCUCAUCACUUUAUAAUUCUCCAGAAGGUUAGCUGCUCGCUUCUAAUUCAGUGGUGCCCAAACUCUGGUCCACGGCCACCCAACGCAGGGGGACCCCACCACCUUUUCUAUCCUGAGGUUGUGGGGUUACCAAGAUUAUUUUCUACCAUAAUUACAUUUAAAAUUCCAAUAAUCUGAUCAAAACCCUGCCUAAAGUUUGUAACUGAUCACUUUUAAUGUUUGUAUGCAUGUAGGAGUCUGUUAGGGUCCUUGGAUUACCAUGGAAACAGGCAAGGGGGUCCUCAAGGAAAAAAGGUUGGGAACCAAUGCUCUAGUUUAUGGCUUUUUAGCUGUUUGCUUGUUCAAAAGCAGUCAAUCUGAUCAGAAUAGGAUUGAGGGGAAAAAGCGAGAAAAUAGGCUCAUUUUCACUUUUUACUUUUUAUCAGACUGGUUGCAUGUGUUGAAACUAGGGAUGCACGAUAUAUCGGUAUCAGUACCUGUAUCGGCUUAACAUAUCGAUCCAAUAAGACUGGGCCAAUACGAUGAGAUAUUUUUCCAUCUAGGUGCCAUUUGUGCAUGUUGUUUGUUUGUUUUUUUUGGGGGGGGAUGCAGUUGUGUUGUCGUGACUCGUGACGGUGAUAGUACCAUAACUUCUGGACUAUUUGCUGCUAUUUUCUCGACACGCUUUGAACAUUGUGGUGUAAAUGAUUACGUGGCUCAUUUAUGGAGUUUACAAGCCUCGAGAUGAAAGUGACGAGACGGAGACAACGAACGGGAGACUUCGGACUGGUGUGACAAAGUUAUUCUGAGGCUGUCCGUCUCUGACAAUAAAGAAAGACUUCUAGUGGUUUUAGUGCGCAGGAGAAAGAUAAAGAUGGUGAGCAGUGACCGUUCUCGCUGGGCUAACGUACCAGUAUUUGUUUUAACCCAGCCAUGUUACAGGCAGCGGUUGGACCAGAAAGAACAUGUAAGCCACAAAGCAUUUAAAGGUCAAAUAUGGAACACGGACACCACAGCGACAUCUAAUGUGUGGAGGUUGUAGUUGCAAUAGAACAAGGUUUCCAGCCAUCAGGAUACCAGGUUCGCUGCUGGUACUUGAAAUUUUUUAUGAGUGUCCAUCACCGAAACUCUCUCUGGUUUUAGAUCUUUUAUGGUUGCUCCUCUUCUGAGAAGGAUGACGUUUUCUGAGCUCAGAAGCAGCUGCUUGACUGGCCGAGUCCGACAUUUCCACUGCCUCGCUGUGCUGAGCGGACUGUUGGUAACUCGCGAUGGCUGGUAGAGGCAAACGUACACCCAGGGCCGUGCUUCUAAAGGAAAUGCUGUACCUUCAUUGUGCACACCUCUUAAUGGCCAGUUAUUUAAAAAUAAAUUGUUCCAUAUUCAAGCUUCAGGUAAAAGUUGGAAAACGUGUAUUUGUAUCAUCUUUCUGUAUACCUUAUGUAACAGGUACAGUUAGGUGGUGGCUUAUUGUCAGGUGCUCUCAGUAGUCUGUAAAACGUAAUAAUCUCAGGAUGUAAUGAUAAAUAUCGGCCUUAACAGCAUUACUAAUAUAGAUAACUGCCCACUUUUGCAUAUCUCUACAUCUACUUGAAACCACAAAUGGAAGAUUUUGUUUUAAAAAGUGAAAAUUUGUGAUUUCUUCUUGUUUUAGUUUGAAGUCUGAAAUGUUGGAUUCUGCUUCAGGCUCACCAGACUGAAUUGAGGAUUCCAGAUGCCCGAGUCAAAUUUUUCAUGCAUGUUCAAAAUUACAGCAGCACAAAACCAGGCGUGUGAUUUGCAAUCAUUUGGAGACGUGGAAGCCUCUCUGGUGAAUGCUGAUAGAGAUGUGCUGUGCCCCGUGUGUGAGCGUGACCCUUCCUAAAGCCGUCGCGGUGUUAGUGCGGUGAUGCUGAACGAUCCCUUGUUUGGCGAACUGUCUUGCUUCCUUUUGAUGGACUUUUUGGUGUCGGUGAAACUCCAGCUCGCAUACCUCCAGCAGCAUCUGCACUAGCGGGAAAGGCCUGCCUCCUUCAUUCCUGUCAUGCUUGCGUCGCCUCGCCCGGGACUUCUGGUUCUCCGGGGAGAGGUCACCAAUUCCACACGGGAGACGACACACUGCUGCUCAUGCAGAAUCGUCCAUCUGAAGCUUUCCCUAACCAGACGGCGACUCUCCGAGCAAAACGAUGGAAUCACGAACGCGACUUCCCUAAAACACCUUCACUAACGUUUUACAAUACAAACACGUUUAUUUGUACAAAAGGUGGAUCACAACUGUUGAUGCAUACUUUAUAUGUUAAAACUGCAAGUGUUAUGUAUUUUUCUUUUGCAUAAAAUAUUGUAUUCUUUUAAAUAUAACUGUUGUGUGUGAAUUUAAAGUAAGAGACCAAUGCAUCACAGCAAGGAAGGAGAAUUUAUCAGAAGAUGCCUUACGUUCUGUCUCAUGCUUCAUCAGUUAACUCAAAACUUGAAUUAUGUAAACAACAAAAAGGCUAUUAAAACUAUUUGGUUUUUAUAUUUAA